Messenger RNA from Antrostomus carolinensis (chuck-will's-widow), 1389 nucleotides. RefSeq names its product pleckstrin homology domain containing S1 (gene PLEKHS1). The transcript is spliced from 13 exons. Lineage: Eukaryota; Metazoa; Chordata; Aves; Caprimulgiformes; Caprimulgidae. The record is from RefSeq and is a predicted model, not a curated record. The coding region runs from base 1 to 1389 and encodes 462 amino acids.
AUGGCUUCUACAAGUAAAAGAAAUUCUGCAGUGAGAACUCAAAAUAUGUUUUGCCUUGAAGAUGGAGUCUGCAAGCAUGGAUUCCUCAUCAAAUCACCACCUCUUCAGCUUUUUGGCUCACAGAAUUCCUGGAAAAGGCGUUUUUUCAUCCUGUCUAAAUCCAGCAAGGGCAAUUACAUCUUGAAGUAUCUAAAAGGCCAGAACACAAAAGGCUCCAUAGCUAUUGAUCAAAUCAUAAAUAUUGAAGUUGGCAUAAGCAAUUCUGAAAUUAUGGAAACGGUGAGGAAGAUGUUUAAAUGCCUUCCUGAACAGGUGAUGUCCCUCAGUACUGGAAACAGAUGUUACUACCUCAUUGGGAGCAGCAGAGAGGAAACAGAGGACUGGGUUGCUGUGAUAUCUUCAGUCUGCAGUGAGGCCAAUAGAGGUGGAUGCUGCCCUCAGAACCACGAUCUUCCAAAUCCAGAAGUCAGAAGCCGGCCUUCCUCUUUGCCACUGUUCUUGAAUUCUGUAGAUGCAACCAGUUCCCCGGAAAGGCAAAACUACCAAAAGGAGAAUGAUUUCUCAGAAGACAAGAACAGGCCUAAUUCAGAUCCUGGCCCUCAUCAGACUCGGUGUGACUCACCAAGAGGAGUUUUUCCAAGCCCGGAUAAAAAUCUAGGAAAGAGUGAGGAAAACCUGCUGUCGUCAGAUACAGAUGAAGACAUGAAAAAGGAUGAAGAAGAUUAUUACCAAACUCCCAGCAAUAUUUUAGCAAAGUGCACUGCUGAAAUAUCAAAGCCUGACCCUACAGAUGGGACUGAUGUCCCUGUGGAAGAGAAGCCAGUGCAGAAGAACCCAGUAAAGGAGAACAUUUAUAUGUCAAUGAAAUCACUUAGGUUGCUGGAGGAGAGUUCCCAGCUCACAUGCAGAAGUGAUGAGCUCCCAUCUCCUCCCAAACGCCAGGACAACAGUUCAUGUCCAAGAGACCUGGAAGCAAACAGAGAGCUAAACUUCCCAGAAAGUGGCACCAGCCAGCAGCCAACCGUCCAGAGAAGGCAAAAUUCAUUACCACUUUCAGUGGUUCAGUUGUCUAUACUGCUCAGUCAAGUUACAGAUGAGACCCAACUGCAGAAGUUGGAUAUUUUCGUCCCCCUGGCUGAUAUUAACAGUUACCUAAAACUUACUGAAGCAGCAGGACAAAUAUGCAUCUCACAGUGGACUGGUCCCUGCCGACUGGGAUGUCUGUUUAACCACGGAGACCAUAUAGUGGCUGUGAAUGAUCUGCAACCCCAGGAUGUGGAGGAGGCUUACUUCUUCAUCAGCAGAUCCACAAGAAAGGAGGUGAAGCUUACAGUAUGUAGGAUUCCACACUCACAUAUCUUCCAUGUUAAAGGCUGCUCAUGUUCCUGA